AUGUCAGAGCAAUUUAAUCAGGAACUUUCUCUCUCUGGUAAAAUUCCUUCUGGCUUGUUCAAUCAUAUGUUUGAGUUUUCAAAUAGUUGGCAGAAAGAUGCGGCAAAUACCAAGGCUCUGGCAUUUGAUGGAUGGUUUAUAAACCUUUACACGGUUGCUCUUGCAAAAUCUCACAUUGAACUAAGAGAUCAUGUCAAAGAGUCUGUUCCAUCAUCGUGGGAUCCUGCUGCUCUAGCAAGGUUUAUUGAAAAGUUUGGCACCCAUAUUAUUGUUGGUGUGAAGAUGGGAGGUAAAGAUGUCAUAUACAUAAGACAACAGCAUUAUUCGAACCUUCAACCUGUUGAAGUUCAGCGAAGAUUAAAAGAAAUGGCUGACAAAAGGUUUCUGGAUGUGAACUUGCAAUUUAGCAUGUCAGAAGAGGCAUUUGUGAAGGACAAGUUUGAAGCUAAAGAACAACGACUAAGAUUUGCAGGCUCCAGUCCGUCGAGUUCUUAUGCAACAAAGGAGGACAUCAUGAGAAUCUUUAAGAGGAGAGGUGGGAAUGAUAAUAAGGACUUACCACAUUAUGAAUGGUUGAACACUGUUCAGUACGAACCAGAUGUUAUAUCAAUGUCAUUUAUUCCAAUAACUUCUCUCUUGAAUGGAGUUCCUGGCAGUGGUUUCUUAAGCCAUGCCAUCAAUCUAUACUUGCGCUAUAAACCACCGAUAGAGGAACUUCAUCAAUUUUUGGAGUUUCAAUUGCCAAGACAGUGGGCACCUGUUUUCAGUGAUCUUCCCCUUGGUCCUCAACGGAAGCAACAAAGUAGCUCAUCGCUGCAGUUUAAAUUCAUGGGUCCAAAGCUUUAUGUCAAUACUAGCGUGGUUGAUGUAGGAAAGAGGCCAAUAACAGGCCUUAGACUCUACCUUGAAGGAAAAAGAAGCAACAGGUUGGCCAUUCACCUUCAGCACCUCUCCUCUCUUCCUCGAAUCUUCCAUAUUCAGGACAACCCCAGUAGCACAUACUAUCACGAAUCAAAUGAACGCAAGUUCUACGAACCUCUUCAGCAGCGACAUUUCUCCCAUGUUUGUACCGCGCCUAUCGAAGCAGAUGACGAUAACUCCAUUGUCACCGGAGCUCAACUACAUGUCGGCAGCUAUGGCUUCAAGAAGGUACUCUUCCUUCGCCUGCAAUUCUCAUCAGUAUCAAAUGUGUCCCUGCUCAGGAGUCCAGAAUGGGAAGGAUCACCUGGUUUGACUCACAAAUCUGGCCUUAUAUCCACAUUGAUAAGCACACACUUCACUACAGCGAUUCAGAAGCCGCCGCCCCGCCCCGCCGACGUGAACAUAAACUCCGCGGUGUAUCCUGGCGGUCCUCCGGUUCCCGUUCAGGCUCCGAAAUUGCUUAGAUAUAUUGAUACAACUGAGAUGGUGCGAGGACCCCAAGAUACUCCAGGUUAUUGGGUAGUUUCAGGGGCGAAGUUGAAUGUGGAGAGGGGUAAAAUCUCUCUUCGUGUUAAGUACUCGCUCUUGACGGCAUUGUUGCCGGAUGAUGAACUGUAGAUACAAGUGCUAUAAAAUAGGAAAAUUAUUAGGUCCCAACACCUGCCUACAGUCAAAGCGCAGGUACUAUAACAGUUGUGCUUUGACUACGUUUUUACUGUAUACAGAAAGAAAUUCAGAUGAUUCUCUCUGUCAGGUAUCCGGACCUAAUAAUUUGCCUGUAAAAUGAGGAUGGAUUCUUGCAAUUUAUUUGGGCAAAUUGGAAUGGAAGAAUACUGUGGAGUAGGCCAUUAAUUUGGUGGUUGUUUGUUGAUGGAUGGACUGAAGGUUGGAUGUAUGUAUUAUAGUUUUUAUUGUUUUUUUAAUUUGUAUUUUUGUAGUACAUCUUAAAGUGCUAGUGAUGCCAUAGUUAUCAUUUUUU
Messenger RNA from Dendrobium catenatum, 1900 nucleotides. Its product is annotated as MACPF domain-containing protein At4g24290. The record is from RefSeq and is a predicted model, not a curated record. NCBI's taxonomy places the organism in Eukaryota, Viridiplantae, Streptophyta, Magnoliopsida, Asparagales, Orchidaceae. Gene Ontology annotation, cellular component: plasma membrane. Gene Ontology annotation, biological process: plant-type hypersensitive response; regulation of salicylic acid mediated signaling pathway.